GGCGUCGGCGUCGCGGGGAGCUGGCCCGGUCCGCUGCGGUCCCCGCCGGGCAUGGUGUAGGAGGCCCGGGGCGAGCGCGGCCAGCCGGGAGCGAUGCUGGCCUGGGCCGUGCUGUGGGUCUUCACGGGAGCCGACGCCGCGUUCGCGCAAGUUCUACAGACCCGGUUCGUCGAAGAGCCCGAGGACCAGACGGUGGUGGCCGGGCAGCGGAUCGUGCUCUCCUGCGUGGUGCUGAACUACUCCGGGAUCGUGCAGUGGACCAAGGAUGGCCUUGCCCUGGGGAUGGGGCAGGGCCUUAAAGCCUGGCCGCGGUACAGGAUCAUUGGGGCCGCCGACUCCGGACAGUACAACUUGGAGAUCAGUGCGGCUGAGCUCUCCGACGACGCCUCGUACGAGUGCCAAGCUACGGAGGCAGCCCUGCGGUCGCGGCGCGCCAAGCUGACUGUCCUGAUUCCCCCCGAAGACCCCGUGAUCGAUGGAGCCCCUGAGAUCCUGCUACGGGCGGGCACACCGCGCAACCUCACGUGCCGGGCACGCAACGCCAAGCCCGCGGCUGCCAUUGUCUGGUUCCGGGACGGGAUGCAGCAGUCAGAAGCUGCCACAAGCACAGAAGUGUUGCCAGAUGGGAAGCGGGAGACCACCGUGAGCCACCUGCUGAUCAAUCCCACCGACCAGGACAUCGGCCGGGUGUACGUUUGCCGCUGCACCAACGACGCCGUCCCGGCUGGCAAGGAGACCUCCGUCACGCUGGACGUGCACCACCCUCCCACGGUGACGCUGUCCAUCCAGCCGCAGACCGUGCAGGAAGGGGAGCGGGUCACCUUCACCUGCGUGGCCACCGCCAACCCGGAGAUCAAAGGCUACAGGUGGGCUAAAGGCGGCAUGGUCAUCGAGGAUGCCCAGGAGAGCAAAUACGAGACGCAGGUGGAUUACACCUUCUUCACGGAGCCCGUCUCGUGCGAGGUGCACAACGAUGUGGGCAGCACCAACGUCAGCACCCUGGUGGACGUGCAUUUUGCUCCUCGCAUCGUGGUGGACCCCAGGCCCACGACCACCGACAUCGGCUCGGACGUGACGCUGACCUGCGUGUGGGCCGGGAACCCUCCCCUCACCCUCACCUGGACCAAGAAGGAAUCCAACAUGGUGCUGAGCAACAGCAACCAGCUGUAUCUCAAGUCCGUCACGCAGGCAGACGCAGGGCAGUACGUCUGCAAGGCCAUCGUGCCGCGGAUUGGGGUGGGAGAGCGAGAAGUCACCCUCUUUGUCAACGGGCCCCCCAUCAUUUCUAGCGAGUCCGUCCAAUACGCGGUGCGUGGCAACCCGGGGAAAGUGGAGUGUUUCAUCGGCAGCACGCCCCUGCCGGACAAAAUCGCUUGGGGCUGGAAAGAGAAUGUUUUGGAGAAGGGAACUCUGGAACGGUACACGGUGGAGCGCAGCAACACCGGCAACGGAGUGCUUUCUACCUUGAGCAUCAGCAGCGUGAUGGAGGUGGACUUCCAGACCCGCUUCAACUGCACGGCCUGGAACAGCUUCGGGCCUCGGACGGCCAUCAUCCAGCUGGAAGAGAAAGAGGUUGUGCCGGUGGGGAUUAUCGCUGGUGCUACCAUUGGAGCUGGAAUUUUGGUCAUCUUCUGCUUCAUCGCGCUGGCCUGCUUCCUGUACCGACGUCGCAAAGGAAGCCGUAAAGACGUGACGUUGCGGAAGCUGGACAUCAAGGUGGAGACGGUGAACCGGGAGCCGCUGACGCUGCACACGGACCGCGAGGAGGACACCGCCAGCGUCUCCACCGCGACGCGCGUCAUGAAGGCCAUCUACUCGUCAUUCAAGGAUGACGUGGAUCUGAAACAGGACCUCCGCUGUGACACUAUUGACACGCGGGAAGAGUAUGAGCUGAAGGACCCGACCAACGGCUACUACAACGUCCGUGCCCACGAGGACCGGCCCUCUUCCCGCACGGUGCUCUACGCCGACUACCGCAACCCUGGCCCAGCCCGCUACGACGCCCGGCCCUCCUCCCGCCUCUCCCACUCCAGUGGCUACGCCCAGCUCAGCACCUACGGCCGGGCCCCCGCCUCAGAGUACAGCGGCGACCCGGUCCCCGGACCCGCCCCGGGCGCCGUUGCCACCGCCGAGACGGCCAGCCAGCUCUCCUACGAGAACUUCGCCGGCCACACGCCCUUCUCGGCCAGCGCCGGCUACGCCACCUACCGCCUGGGCUACACCCAGCCCCCGCCGCCGGCCCUGGACAGAGCCACCUACGACACCUACGACCCGCUGGGCAAAUACACCACAGCCACUCGCUUCUCCUACACCUCCUCGGACUACGGGCAGCGUUUCCAGCAGAGGAUGCAGACCCACGUCUGAACCGCGGCCUGGGCGCUGGGGUGGGGGUGCAGGUACCUCAUGACUGCCCCCUGAUAUUCAGGGGCUUUUUUCCAACCUCCCCCCUUGCCCAGCUGGAGGACGGACACACCAGGGGUGCUCCGUGGCACCAAAUGCCCCCUCGCCCCCAAGGCGAUGUACACGCGGCCCUGAUCCGCUUUGUCUGCUCCUUUUCUGAGCGUUUUUCUGCCGCUUCCUGAUUUCUUCCUUCCGACAUGCUUGUACGAAGUGUGUCCUCCUUCCCUCUAACCCGAGGCAAGGCAGGUUUGGGGGUGAGGAUUGGACAUUACGGAGCAGGGGCUCUGUGGGGCUGGACCUCUUCUCCCCCCUGCCUAGAUCUUGCCCGGGCAACUCCUCUUCCGGAUGUGUGUGUGUGCGGGGCGGGGGCAUCUUAGCCCCGGGUAACGUAUCAGGUUGAGAGAGAUCAAUCGUGCUGGAGAGUUUAAUCCCCCAAGAAGAUCCCAAGGAAAGAGGGACAAUCACAGGAGAGAGAGAGAGAGGUGGAACCCUGUAUCUUGUGGACUAGGAACUUGAAUCCACCACCCAGUAGUUUUUCUGUCCCACCUGCAGGGAAAUACCAUGGACAGGGCCCCUUUUGGGGACUCUUCUUCCAUCGUGCUCACAAAGACCUGCCCUUGUAGUCUCCAGUUAGGCUGAGGCCUCCAAGGGGGUCUGCUGGAGAAGCCCCCACGGUCCAGCUUAGCCAGGCCUCCCUGCCUUUGACGCAAGCCCAUAUCAUGGCGCCAGGAUGGGCACGGAUGUUUCCGCACCCCACAGCGCCUGAAUGCCCUCCCGGUCCAGGUUCUG
This is a messenger RNA of Elgaria multicarinata webbii, 3189 nucleotides long. RefSeq names its product kirre like nephrin family adhesion molecule 1 (gene KIRREL1). Bases 94 to 2364 code for a protein of 756 amino acids. The record is from RefSeq and is a predicted model, not a curated record. The transcript is spliced from 15 exons. Gene Ontology annotation, cellular component: plasma membrane; cell-cell junction. Gene Ontology annotation, molecular function: cell adhesion molecule binding. Gene Ontology annotation, biological process: cell-cell adhesion. Lineage: Eukaryota; Metazoa; Chordata; Lepidosauria; Squamata; Anguidae.